Messenger RNA from Brassica oleracea var. oleracea, 5479 nucleotides. RefSeq lists its product as uncharacterized. The coding region runs from base 40 to 5292 and encodes 1750 amino acids. Lineage: Eukaryota; Viridiplantae; Streptophyta; Magnoliopsida; Brassicales; Brassicaceae. The record is from RefSeq and is a predicted model, not a curated record. The transcript has 10 exons. Gene Ontology annotation, molecular function: metal ion binding. Gene Ontology annotation, cellular component: nucleus.
GUAUUAUCCUCGCCGUUAUCGUGUUGACGAAGAUCAGCUAUGGAUUCGUCUCAUUACAAUCCGAGCUACGGCCAAUGGAAUCCUCCUCUUCCCCUCCUUCCGCCGCCGCCAGUGCCUCCUCCUCCUCCUCCUCCUCGUGAAUCUCAUCCCGAUAGCCCUAACUUCUACGUUCCAUCAAGCCAAAACGGUGAGCAACGUCUCCAUUAUCUUCCACUCAAGCCGGCGGUUAAUCAGCCGUCUCCCUACUACUCCCAGCAACAGCCGCCGCAACAGCAUCUUCAAUGCAUUCCUGAGAAAUAUAGCUAUGAGUCUCAAAAAGUUUCGCAGCCGUUGUCGUUUAAGAAAUCUCGAGAUAUCUCUCAGUCUGCUGGGGUUGGUUACAGUGAUAGAAGGCUUGAUUCAUGGACAGUGGAUGCUGCUCAGGGACGGAGGGAUUCAUCAGGUGUUGGCAUUAAUCGUGGUUUAGAUGGUGGUUCUUGGUCUAGAGAUGAGUUUCGUAAUCUUGGACAUUUGAGAAAAGAAUCCGGAGCAGCUAGGAUAGAUGGAAACUAUCAAGACCGUGGUCAGUUAAAAGCAGAAUGUUUUAGGGGUUUAGAUGAUGGACAUAGGAGUUUAUCUUCACGUGUUGGUUAUAGCAGUGAAGGGGCUAGAAACCUGAGGUGGAAUGAAGCGCGGAGAAGGGAUGAAUACUAUCAUUUAGAUCGUGGAAGGAGAGAGGGGAGCAAUGACUCGAAGAGAACACCUGGGAAACUAACGCAGAAGAAGAGUGCUCUUCUUAGGCUUGAAACUCCAAGAAGCCAUCUGAACGGUAGAGAGAAUGCUCGGAACCGUUGUAGUUAUAGUGGGAGAAGGUUUAACUCUAAUUCGUUUAAGUGUAAAGAACACUUUGGUUAUUCUGAUCGUGGAUUGGUGGAGAAUCAAAGGGGGAGAACUUCAGUUAAUCUUGAUGUUUCGUUUCAAUCGAAUCGCUUGGUAGCUAAGUCUGUAGCUUCACCUGCCAGUGCAGGCAUCCACCCAUGCCGGUCUGUGACACCUAGGUCUAGUAAAGCUGGAAGAGCAUUGGUGCCUGAUAAAAGUGAGAAGGCUUCGGUAACUGAAGAAAAUGGAAACCAAAGUAUACUGAAGUCUCAUGAAGAUCUGUUGGACAGAACGGGUACUGGUUGUAAAGCUCUUUUGCCGAAGGGUAUGGAGAUGGAAGACAACGUGAAGAAGAAGACUAAUACUUCUCCUAAGAAAUUACUUAUAUCAUGGUCAACAGUUGCUGAUCUCUCCGGGGUUUCUGAAGCAAGAAUUCGUUUUGCUGGUAGUGUUCGGUCUCAACCUUGUGAAGAUGUGGAUAUGGAUUGUUUACCAUCAACGAAUUUAUCAGUGAUGGAUGUAAAUGCGGAAGAUGACAGCAAGGGGAUCAAUAAGAACGUAGAUUCUCUGUCUCUUGAAAAUGACUCUAGGGGUCUCCCCAAGUGUCCAGUUUCCUCUGCCUCUCUGGAGAUCCCUAAUGUUUCGACAGAGCUUGCUAAUGCAAAUAAUAAUGUUUCAGGGGAUCUAGCUAAUGCUCACAGUUCUACCGUUUGUACAUUUACCAAUACCAUGGUCAAUCCAUUAGUUGAGAAUGAGAAUGGUAACAGAGAAGAAUCCAUGGAAACUACAGCUCGUAAUAGUGCUGCAGAAAUGGCUGACAAUCGGGACAGUGAUAAAGGUGAAAAGGCUUGUGCAAAAGAUACUUCUUCAUCUCUUGCAAAGGUUGAUGUAAAGGAAUCAUCAAUUGUGUUGCCUGUUGAAAGAACUGAUGGCUGUUCAGGUAGUGGUGAAUCAGGUUUAGCUAUGGCAGUACCAUCUGACGUAUGUACGGAAAAUGUAAGUGCCGAGAGACUUGUGUCUGAUGAAGAUCUGGGUAUAGCAUCUCAUUAUCCUGCAGAAAUUCCUUCUGUGGAUCAGUUAAGUGGUUCAACUAUUAGAGGUUUGGAAGUUUGUUUACCUGAGCCAGAUGUUUCUCUGAGCAAAGGUAUUACUGAUGGUUCAGUUGAGUGUCUUGUUCAGCGAGACGUUAGACAAAAAGAUUCCACUUUUUGUAAUAGUUUGCCUGGCUCGCCUCCAUUGGUAACUAAAACAAAUCUUGCAGUUGGAAUUAAUGGCAUGUCUGCUUAUGAAACUGUUACUAAUGCUGAAUCUGGUCUCCUUGAAAGUCAACCAUGUUCAACAGUAUCUGAUGCAUUUGGUACUGUCUGGAAUCUCGCCGUGAAUAAAAAUCUGGACGAGGAUCCUUCAAGGGCUAGUUCUUGCUUGGUAUCUGAUAGUCCUGUUAUUCCAUGUCAUAUUUCUCCCUUGGUGGCAGUGACUGAGCAGAUACAAAACAAAACUUCUAUUCAAGCUAACUACAGUGAUUCUCGAGAUGGCAUCAUGCAUGAGGAAAAUAAUUGUGCUGAGAAGCCUGAUGUAGAUACUCAAGAUGAGAAAACAUACCCUUCUGGUGGAACUUUGAACUACAAAACUCGGGGAACUGAUAUUGUGGCUGUUACUGGGGGCUCAGUGUUCCCAAGUCAGUCUCUAUCCAGCUCACCGAGGCGGAGCUUCCGGCAGAUACGGAGUGAAAUUCAUGUUGCUGCUACAGUUGAUGAAACUUGCAAAGAUAAACCGAAACCAAAGCAUUCUGGUGGUACUAUUAAGUACAGAACUGGGGGAACGAAUAUUUUUGCGUUUAGUGGGGAUUCAGUUCCAUGUGGUUCUCUAUCCAACCCACCAAGGCUGUACAGGCAGAUACGGAGUGAAGUUCAUGUUGCUUCUAUGGUUGAUGACACUAGCACUUGCAAAGAGAAAGCAAAGCCAUCUGGUGGAACCUCUAAGUGCAGAACUCCAGAAGCUGAUGUAACAUCUGAUGUUGGCGGUCAAGAGAAAUACUCACUGAACAGGGUUAAGACUGAUAUAUUUGACGGUGAAGUUUGGUCAUCUGUUGUAAACGUUUCUGGAGCUGAAAUUCUUGGUGAUUCAGGUGUUCCUCUGUCAAGAUCACACUCCAACGGUAAAGAUCAUGUAAUAUCUGUCCGAGAUCGGGAUUCCCAAAGUAAGACAUCUCUGAGCUCUUGGUACGAUGUAGAAAACAUGGAAAAGAAAUCGAAUUACUCUGCUCAGAAAAGGUUUUCCCGUGCCCUGCCUUUUGUCUCUGGCCCUAAGAAAGAUGCUAACCCUUCCAAUAAGUGUCAUACAUGGCAUCGAAAGUUUGAUACUUCUGCCUCUCCUUUGGUAGCUGUCAAGCCGUUGUCGCCGACUUUGAUUACACAACCGAAGUUUCCCAUUGUGACUGCCCAAUCUAGUAGUAGUUACGUACGUAAAGGGAAUAGCCUUCUACGAAAACCCUCGUAUGGUUCUCUUGUUAAAACAGGAGAAAUAAUCACUCUUGAGAGGCAGUCAAAUCCUUCCUCAGAUAGCAGCACCUCCAAAGUAUCAAAUGCCAUUGUUACUUCCUCAGGAAAAUCUCCGUUAUCUUACAGCAGGGAUCACCUCAUCUCUGGUUUACCUGAGUCUAUCAUGGACUCUGCUACAUCUGAAGAAGCCAAUGUUGCACACUCGGGUGGAGAUGCAUCCAAGACAUCUGACACACUGAUUCAGACAUAUUAUGCUUCAGAUUGCCAGCAGAAGAGAAAUCAUCCUAAGUUGGAUUCUUCAAAUUUGAAGAGAACGGUAUAUGUAAAAAGGAAGGCAAAUCAGUUGAUUCCUACCUCUGAUGGCUAUUUCAAGCGAAGUAAAAAUCAGCUAGUAAGGACUUCAGCGAGCUGUGUCAGUCACUCACCUGAUGAUGCAUUAGAUUCACAAGCCGCUACAACCAUGGUUUCGAAAAGAUCAUCUAGCGCAGCUUUCUCCCACUCUGCUGUCACGAGACCAUAUAAGCGUUCAAAAUUUUCUCUGGUUUGGACGCAAAAUGAUCCACAGUCAAGAUUGCGCACAAGUCACAUGCGCUAUCAGAGGAUCUUGCCGCAGCUUGUUCCUUGGAAAAGAGUGACAUACUGGAGAAGACUAAUGAAGUCAGUCUCCGGCUCUGCUUUGCGAAAUAGUUCCUUUUCCAAGAGCAGCCAAAAAUUGUCCAUGAUGAGGAAGAGACAUACGGUUUAUACAAGAUCAACAAAUGGGUAUUCACUUAGAAAAUCCAAGGUAUUAAGUCUUGGUGGUUCGCAUUUGAAAUGGUCCAAGUCCAUUGAGAGAGACUCGAGAAAAGCUAAUCAGGAAGCUACCUUGACUGCGGCUGAAUUUUCGAAGAAAGAAAGUGAAAAGCAUUCUGGACAAAGUACUACUAGGAUGACAAGCAGAAACCAUCUGACACGGGAGCGCGUUUUCAGAAUUGGUUCCCUUCGUUAUAAAAUGGAUUCUUCAAGGCGAACUCUUCAGAGAAUAUCUGAUGAUGAUUCACCGUGCUCUGGACCUACUGAAAAUGGAAAAGGCGCAGAAAGACCGUUCAUUCCAAAGAGAUUGGUGAUAGGCAAUGAAGAAUAUGUUCGCGUGGGAAAUGGUAACGAGCUUGUCAGAGAUCCAAAGAAACGAACUCGUGCGUUGGCUAAUGAGAAGGUCAGAUGGAGCCUGCACAAUGUUCGGUUGCGGUCGGCUAAAAAGAAGAAGAAGUACUGCCAGUUCUUCACAAGAUUUGGGAAAUGCAGCAAAGAUGACGGGAAGUGUCCCUAUGUUCACGACCCCUCGAAAAUUGCAGUUUGCACCAAAUUUUUGAAUGGCUUGUGUGCCAAUGAAACUUGCAAAUUGACUCACAAGGUCAUUCCAGCAAGGAUGCCAGAUUGUUCUUAUUUUCUGCAAGGCUUAUGCAAUAAUGAUGCGUGUCCGUAUAGGCAUGUGCAUGUCAACCCCAGUGCAGCUAUAUGUGAUGGGUUCUUAAAAGGAUACUGUUCAGACGGUGACGAGUGUCGGAAGAAGCAUUCCUACACCUGCCCAGUAUUCGAAGCCACUGGAUCAUGCUCUCAAGGAUCGAAAUGCAAGCUCCACCACCCCAAGAACCAAAGCAAAGGAAGAAAGAGGAAAAGACCAGCCGAGCCAUCAGAGAGAAAUUCCCGUGGGCGUUACUUUGGCUCGCGUCACAAAGUCUUUUCUGAGUCUGAGCCAAUGGUAGUGGAUAGACGUCCUACUAACAGUGCAGAUUUUGGAAUAGAAGAAGGCCUUGACUUCAUAUUCCUUGGAGCUACCGAGUAUGAAGCAGGUGAUAACAGUGAUCUAGCCGGCGAGGAAUCUGUCUCCAGUGCUAGUGAAGAACCGGUUUCGGUUUACAAUCUAAUCAGACCAGUGGCUUUGAUGCAGUAAGAAGCAAGUAUCAGUUUUGGGUGACUACAAAGGUAAGCUUUCUCUGUUAGAAAGACAGUGUCUUUUGUCAAAUACGUUAUCUUGUAGCUUUUUAGGGAGUUAGUUUAGCUUUUGUUCUCUUUUCGAUUUGUACAUAGUUAUUUAUCUGUAAACGAUCCAAAUUGGAAUACAUUUGUUUUUGUUGGUC